AUGGGCUCCAGCACCCCCGCCAGCCCGACCAUGAUUAGGAUAAGCGGCUUAGAGAUUCCAAAUGCAUUCUCUGUGCUGGUUCCUGAUAGUUCAAUCUCCGCCAAGUUGGGAGCUUCAGUGGUCUUGCGCUGUGGUGUUUCCCCCUCCCUCAGUGCUGUGGAACUAGAAGUGCGUUGGUACAGACCUGCAAAGUUCAACACCCCAAUUUUAUUCUACAGUGAACAAAAGUUCCAAGAUACUUCUGUGGACCUGGACUACAGGGGCAGAGUGUCUCUGAUAGGGAGACUGGAGGAGGGGAAUGUGUCUCUGAGACUGGAGAACAUCACACUGUCAGACAGAGGACAGUAUGAGUGUUAUGUCAGUAACGGAACACGGCACGACAAUGGUAUGACAUCACUCACAGUAAAUGUUCUGGGCUCUGUUCCAGUCCUCUCAUUCACUGAAACAGAAGAAGAACAGGUGAAUGUGACCUGUGUGUCAGAUGGUUGGUCACCACAGCCCACAGUCACCUGGAGAGACAGAGAUGGGAAGGAGAUCAAACACAGCAUUAAUGUGAUGUACGAGAAAGAUAUCCAGGAUGUGGUGAGUGUGAGUUCUUGGCUGCUCUUCUCUCCCUCUGAGUCAGAGUGGAUCUCCUGCUCUGUCAGUUUAUCUGAUCAGGAGAAGAGAGAGAGCAGAAUGUUGCCAGUCAGAGGAAAAACGUCAUUCAGUUCACCCACAGGAUCUGAACCUUCAUGGAGAGCAUUUAUUGUCAUGCUGGUCAUCAGUCUGUUGACCUUCAGUGUUAUAUGCAUUCUCCUCUUCAUUUUAUACAAGAAGAGAGACCAAAACAACCAGGAGGACACAGAACCAGCAGGUAUAAUUUGCCCAGAAAUAGGUCUCACCUCUUCUGAGGACCAUUCCAGCCCAGAUGAAUGGAUUGUGAUUGAGGAGACAGAGGCAGAAGCAGUGAAAAUCACUCUAGAUCCUGAGGAAAUACCCAACACAUUAAAACAGAAUAGAAACAGCAUCCACUGUCAUAACCCAAAUAACGCCAGUCCAGAUGAAAAAAGGGAGGAGACAAGAACGUUUGCAUUAUGUAAAGAACAACUAAGCACAGGAAAGCAUUACUGGGAAGUUAAGGUGUGGAAGAAAUCUAAAGCCAAACUCUCAUGGUAUGUGGGUGUGGCCUGUGACAAUGCUGAGAGAUUUUAUAGUGUUCCAUUAACCCCAGAGAAUGGUUUCUGGGUUCUGUCAUAUGAAGAAGAGCAGGGUGUCUACAUCAAUGCUGAUCCAAUAACACAAAUACAAUAUCGCUGUCCACGGUGUGGAAACCACUCCACCUCAGGCAGAAAGGUGCUGGAGCAGGUGGUGACAACUGCCUGGUUCAUGGUCAAGGGUUUUCCUGUUAUCAAAGUCACCCACACCAUGUGGUAUAUAAGGAAGGCCUACGGUACCAGGAUGGAUCCCUCUCACUCCUCCCAUGAACUGUAUGCAUCCCUCCUACCAGGAAGUAGGUUAAGCAGCAUCUGGGCCAAAGCCAUCAGAUUCAAGAACACUUACUUCCCACAGGCUGUCCAGAACACUUAA
Molecule: messenger RNA, 1569 nt
Organism: Chanos chanos (milkfish)
Lineage: Eukaryota; Metazoa; Chordata; Actinopteri; Gonorynchiformes; Chanidae
Product: butyrophilin subfamily 2 member A1-like
Exons: 9
Coding region: 1-1569 (522 amino acids)
Biological process (GO): T cell receptor signaling pathway; regulation of cytokine production
Cellular component (GO): external side of plasma membrane
Molecular function (GO): signaling receptor binding
Source: RefSeq, a predicted model, not a curated record